GGGGCAGCGCGGCAUGGCGGCGGGAGGGCGGUGAGCGGGGCCGGGCGGAGCGGGUUCUGUCCCGGGAACGGGGUCGGGCUUCAGUCCGGGGGCAUCGAGGGGCUCUCGGGAGAGGAGCUCGCGGUGCUGCCGGUCACCGAGAGGCAGGUCCCGGCUCGCAGGCGGGCUGCGUGGCCUCGCGAGAGCUGUGGGUGCCGGAGCGCAGGCCGGGGCGAGCGGGGCGGCUCCCAGGCGGCGCCGCUGCUGCCUUGGGCAGGGCGGUGGCAGCCCCGUGCUCCGUCGUGCGGCGGGAGCUCUCGUGUUUUGUCGCUCUUCGUUGGUGUCUGAAAGAGGACUCCCCGUUGGAAUUUGUACCGAGAAAACCCCAGUUGCAGAAAGUGCAGAGGGGAGAAACUCUCUGGGAGCUGGAGGAAGCUGCUUGCGCUGAGGUAGCCGUGCCCAGCACUGGCCCUGCAGCAUCUCCGCCCCUCAGCAAGGAGCUGCAACACCACCGCAUGCCCGUCGCGUCAGUGCAGCUGAAGUGUUCCUGGGCUCUGGGUCUGACCCACACGCACCUCAUUUAGCAUGCGCUUCGUGUCCUGCUGACCGCUCUGUGCCCCAGCUGCUGCCUCCCUCUUCCCCGCUGCCAGCUGCCUGCUUCAUGGCAGGAGGAGAUGCUCUCUUGCUGUCACUGAACAUGUGCAGUAGGGAAAGGACGCUCAUGUACUCCACAGGCCUGCAGUGACUGACAUCCUUCCAGCCUUGUGACUUUUCCGCUGCAGAAUAUCGAGGAACAGAGCCUGAGUGGCCGAGAAAUUGAGUUGGGACUCAGGAGAACAAUUUGUGACUGUCACAAACUUCCUGUGUGGCCAUUGCAGGCAGUUGGUGUUGUACAGCACAGCAGCAGCACGGUUGUGAAUACAUACACGAGAAGCCGCUCUCCUUGAGAACAGUAGAGCAGCAGGCUGUCUGCACUAUGGCUGCUGAACGGCAUUACUCCCCACCUGAGAUCCCUGAGCCCACGCUGAUGGAGACUGUGCUGCACCACGGACUCUUCUUUGGAGCCAUUUUCCAGCUUCUCUGUGUGUUAGCCAUUAUCCUGCCAGUUUCCCAGUCCCGUAAGACAGACUCGGAUGGUUCUGGGACUAAGACCUGGGAGGCGGUGAAGAAACCAAAGGCAAGUGCUGCGCAGCUAAGUAAGAAACCCAAGAAGGAAAGCAAAAAGAAACGAUAAGGGUUUGACCGACAAGCCUCAAAAGACAAAAGAAUCACCUGUAAUGCUUCCUCGGAGAUUGUACCAAAGGCAUCCGAGUAUGUCGUCUGGUUUUCUGGCAUUGCCAUGCUUUACCUUUCGCAGACAAUGGAGAGGAACUGAGGAAACUGGAAGGGAAGGGCUUCUGAUGUGUUACAAGCAGAGAGUCAUAAGCAGGACUUUAUGUGAUGUGAUUCAUGGGUCAGUCACCAUCCAGUGUAGUAUGAGACUGAAAUAAGGCUAGACGGGACUGGAGAGUGGGAGGUGGUGACGUAGCCACAGAGUAAGGCAUCUUAAACUUCUUGAUGCCAGCUCACAUCUUGGUUUUUUAGACCACAAAUGAGUCAGUGGGAGGAGAACCUGCUGUGUGAGGUGCCUCAGGGCUCCGAGCGGCUUUGAAGGAAAGGCUUCUGUGGCAGGGCUGCAAGUCUGCCAUCUUUUUGCAUACGUAGACUGCCAUCCUCAAUUGGCAAAGGCAUUGUGAGCCCAGGUAUGGUAGUAGUGCUGUUAGGUUUCUGGUAGAGAACAGAUGCAGAACAGCACAUUUGCUGAAACCAUCGGUUUGAGAAGGGCCGCGUUUGCUGCUCUCCCUUGCUGUUGGUGGAAGUGACAGGUGGGCAGCACAAGGAGAGCACAAAGCAUGUGAGACAAAAGCACUCUGAAGUUGCUUGGACAUCUCAGGACAAAGAAACAUGACAAAAAUUUCCCAUGCAAACAACACAAACCGGUAUCGUUGUUGAGUUUCCAUGGAUGAGGAUGGUAGUUGUUUUAUCUAACUCUGUCCUUCUGCAGGUUCCCUAAAGGUGGGCUCUGUUGCAUUCUUCUAACAGAAGCACAACUACUGAAAGAGUAAUGCACGCAUUACCCAAAAUACAGGAGUGCUUCCACAGCCAAAAACUGAUUAGCCAUGAGCCCUGUGUGGUUGUUACCUCGGAGCAGCAGGCUGCUUCUUUCUCUGACUGAACAAGACUGAAUGAGUCAUUGCUAACUGGAAAUCCUGGAUGCUGGGGUUUCAUUUUGGGGGGGUGUGAAUUGAGGAAAGCAGAUUAGGCUAAAAGUUAUGUGCCUUCAUGAGGUGUUGAAUCGGCAGCUGCAGAUCUGACCUUGCUAAGCCAGGUUCUCACUGCUGAUAACAGAUGCUUUUCUACGGACUUGGACAGUUAGUGCAGACAGCGGGUGUCCUGUCUUUGCACGUAACAUUGUUAGCUCCCCUAUCUCUGGAAUGCAAGGUAGCAGGCUCAAACAGUAAAACCACAAAUUAACAAAGAAGCGGCGGAUUGGUGAACAGAGUUGAGGCUGAUGAGACGACCAAUCAGAGCCACCCAUCGUAACCCAAGCCCAAGAAAAUAGCACGAUGACCUUCAUCAGAAAGACCACCGAGAGACACGUGUGUGUAAAAGAGCUGAGACUUGGGGGGGGGGGGAAGUGUCAGUCAUUCUGGGGACUCAUUGUAAUAACCCAACCUUUUCUUGGACAUCUAAUGCAUAUGUAAGCAGCUUGGUCUUUAAGUAUGUGCCUUUCUUGCCCUCCGGCAUGCAGGCUAGGUGGGCAUAUCCCCCCCUGCAUCUGGCGGGUGCGCAGCGCUGAUUAGACAUACCUGCUUUAUAACUGCUCAGAGGUGGGAUUGUGCUGUAUUUGCAGUUGGUUCCAAACAGCUCGAUACCUGUUUCGAAAUGUUGAUUAGCUGAACUUACGGUAUGCCUUUAGUAAUUACCGUAUUCCACAUUUUAUUUUCUGUUGAAAUAUAUACUAAAUACAACCAAAAUAUUUUUGUUUAAAAUAAAAGCAAGAAUAACUUUUUAAAAA
Molecule: messenger RNA, 3037 nt
Organism: Gallus gallus (chicken)
Lineage: Eukaryota; Metazoa; Chordata; Aves; Galliformes; Phasianidae
Exons: 7
Coding region: 956-1213 (85 amino acids)
Cellular component (GO): membrane
Source: RefSeq, a predicted model, not a curated record